GGUCGUUUUUUUCUAGUUUGUAGAAAUGAUCUACGAGCUACAAGGUACGAAUAUCGAUUGGGAAUACAAGGCGUUGCGUUCCAGGCGUCAUAGUUUGACAAGUGUCGAAGGAGUCAGUUGGCCAAGAGGUCUUGUUCUGGGAGGAUCUGGAACGAUUGGCACUAUGAAGUAUGAACGGGGGAAUCGACGGGAUUACGAUGUCUGGAAGCAGCUCGGCAAUGUUGGAUGGGGUUGGGAAGAUGUAGUAGAGUAUUUCAAUAAAUCAAUCAGGCACACGGACAAGCUGCAUAGAACAGAAGGCUUCCUAAGCGUCGAUAACUAUGAGGCUCGAGAUCGAAUUAAUAGGCUAUUUAUAACAGCAGCCAAAGAAUUGGGAUUUGAACAGUUGAGCAAUUUGAAUGCGGAUCAAAAUUUAGGCGUAACAUGGGCUCAGUUCAUGAUUGAAAAUGGCACUCGUUGCAGUCCAGCAAAAGCUUUUCUCAACCCAGUCAAACACAGGAAAAACUUGCACGUAAUCAAACAUGCUUUUGUCACAUCCAUAUCGUUCACGAAGGACGACUUUCCAAAGGCGCAAGGAGUAAACUUUAUUUUGAGAAAUAAACAUAACCUACGAGCUGUAGCCAGAAAGGAAAUCAUUGUGUCUGCUGGAGCAGUUAACACUCCCAAAUUAUUGUUACUUUCUGGAAUCGGAAGAAAGUCAGAUUUAGAACCCUCAAAUAUAGUUCAACGAGCUGAUUUGGGCGUAGGAUAUAAUCUACAGGACCAUGUGGCCAUACCACUUUUCUACAAAUUUACAAAGUCGUCUAAACGAAACAUCAACCUCAAUUUGGAAAAGGUGCUGAAUCUAUUUGAUUUCGCAUUGAAAAAUCGUUCGCAGCCCAUAACGCAUCACCAUAUGGCAGGUCUAACACUGAAUAUGAAUACAUUGAACGCAUCUGAAUCAUUUCCUGACGCGCAAGUGGUUUACCAAUUGUUCAAGAAAGGUGGAUUUACUUCGUAUGGCGUCCUUCGGAAAAUUGGAUACGAUUUGGAAAUGAUCAGAUCAGUUUAUCAAGCAGAACAGGAAGCCGAUGUAGUGAUGGCAAUGAUAAGCAUUCUGGAACCUAAAUCAAAAGGAACAAUUAAGAUAGUUGCUGCAGAUCCUUACAAAGAUCCCGCCAUAAAGCCGGCAUACUUUAGCGAAUAUGAGGAUCUGAAGACUCUCAUCCGGUCAAUUAGAAUCCACCAGCAAAUGCUUACCACAAAUUCAUUCACCAAAAACGGAGUCAAGCAUUAUCGAUUGAAUAUUCCAGCAUGUGCGUUCAUUCUGUAUGAUUCUGACGAGUACUGGGAGUGUUACAUUCGACAUCUUUCCACCAGUAUGUAUCGUCCAGCCGGAACGGCCAAAAUGGGACCUGAUAGUGACUCGGAAGCAGUAGUAGACUCCAGGUUGCGGGUUCGGAAUGUGCGGAACUUACGAAUAGUAGAUGCGAGUAUAAUGCCAAGAAUUGUUAGUGCGGGUUUGUUGGCGCCAGCGAUAAUGAUUGGUGAAAAAGGAGCAAACAUGUUGAAACAGGAUCACCAAAUGUGAAAUAAAUUGAUAUUG
Messenger RNA from Aedes aegypti (yellow fever mosquito), 1585 nucleotides. Its product is annotated as glucose dehydrogenase [FAD, quinone]-like. Bases 26 to 1570 code for a protein of 514 amino acids. NCBI's taxonomy places the organism in Eukaryota, Metazoa, Arthropoda, Insecta, Diptera, Culicidae. The transcript has a single exon. The record is from RefSeq and is a predicted model, not a curated record. Gene Ontology annotation, molecular function: ecdysone oxidase activity; flavin adenine dinucleotide binding.